AUGUGCUACAGCUGCUCUUUAGGCUGCCAGGCAGCCUGCUGCAUGCCCAGCUCCUGCCAGGUAUCCUGCUGUGUGCCCGUGGGCUGCCAGUCCUCUGUGUGUGUGCCUGUGAGCUACAAGUCGGCUGUGUGUGUGCCUGUGAGGUAUCAUUCCUCCGUGUGUGUCCCCAUGAGCUGCAGGCCCAUCGUAUGUGUGGCCCCCUCCUGCCAGUCCUCUGGGUGCUGCCAACCCUCCUAUACCACCAUCAUCUGCAAACCCAUCUCCUGUAGCACCCCUUCCUGCUGUUGA
Carlito syrichta (Philippine tarsier) is the source of this 288-nucleotide messenger RNA. RefSeq names its product keratin-associated protein 12-1-like. The transcript has a single exon. The record is from RefSeq and is a predicted model, not a curated record. NCBI's taxonomy places the organism in Eukaryota, Metazoa, Chordata, Mammalia, Primates, Tarsiidae. The coding region runs from base 1 to 288 and encodes 95 amino acids. Gene Ontology annotation, cellular component: keratin filament.